AGCACGAUCCUCACGAACGUUGUUGUCAACUUCGAUAAUCUUGGAUCCAGCCAAGAGUUGCAUCACCAGUACAAUCAUCAAUUAAGGCAAACCUAGUACUUGAACGACAUGAAAAUCAAAGUACAAUGCUUUCUAAUCUAAAUAUGUAAAACUCCACCGUGACUUUACUAUGUUUUCAUCAUCUCGCGAUAGAGGCAGGGCAACUCCAUCGCGAUAAAGAACAACACUAAAAUCUCCGGCAAUGCUAUUAGUAUCAGCCACCUUUAUCUCUUCCUUCCUCUCCCAUCGGAUUCAUCCGCCGCCCGGCGAAUCUCGUCCUCCAUCUCCUGAAAGCUGCUACUCAUCACUCUGUUCCAGUAUUCCCCGGUUGCGCUGCUACGACGACCAUCAACCUCCUCCUCCUUCUUCGUCUUCGUCUUCUCCUCGUGCGGAGGAUCCAGAUUCAAUCCACUCUCCGCCGCUUCAUUUACCACCAACGGACCUCCCCAAGCUUUUCCAGGUUCACUCCUCUUUCCCUCUCCCCUACUCUGGGGAACGAUUCUCAAUUUACGAAUCCCCUUUCAGCGCACUGAAUCUUCUUCCUGUUGAUGUGGUCUCCGCCGCCGCCGGAUUCACCCUUCAUAGGACGCGGCUCGUUAAUUGACCCGCUCCAAGAAAUCACUAUGUGUGUUGUGAAGAAGAAGCGGAGGAGAAGCUAAUGGUGGCGGAAGAGAAGCUGAUGGCGGCGGAGGAGAUCGAGGUCUGGUAGGCGAAGAGAUCUCCUAUUGCAACUCCUCGGAAGAGCGUCGCUUGUGCCGGCGUCGGAGGGAAGAAAACGAUCGGCUGCAGAAUACGUUUGGGAUCUAAAGAAUUGGGGAUUGGAGGAGAAGGAUAAACACGCUUUUUAUUG
This is a messenger RNA of Linum trigynum, 889 nucleotides long. The record is from the annotation of a GenBank genome assembly. Lineage: Eukaryota; Viridiplantae; Streptophyta; Magnoliopsida; Malpighiales; Linaceae.